AUAAGUCACAUGUAAACAAACAGGCGGUGCUCACAUGGCCACCGUCUGCCCCAGGAACAUUAUUACUCUUGGCUCUCCUCAGUGACCCAUGGAUUCUAUUGGGUGUCUGUGGUGAUUACUGUGUUAGAAGUGACUCUGGUGUUGUACUGAUGGUCUAGUGAGAAGAUCAGCAAGCCUUCAGAAUGGAGGGCAUAUACACUCAAACCACGCAGCUCCUUACACAGCCCGAGGAAUACUUAAGACCAAGCAAGAGGCUAGAGGAAGCAUGGAAGGAGCAGACCCAAGCAAUGUACAACUUUCUGAAGAAGGAGGAGGAUCGACACGAGUUACCUGCCAUCCCAGGUGCCCUCCCUCGCCUCCAGACUGAUGGCCUUGAUAUUGAACAGGUGUGGCAGCUGGUGGAGCUCCAGAACAAGGCUUUGCUGGCUGCCCCUGAGGAUCUUGAUGGACUGGAUCACACCAACCUGUGCUUCAUGGUGGCCAGGCUCAGCAGUCUGGCCAAACAUGACAAGCUUUCCCGUGCUAAUGAACUGUUGACUGAAGAUGAAGGUAUUGGUGGUAGCCCUCAGGAAAGUGAUGACAUGGAUGAUGAUGAUGAUGAUGAUAAUGACAUGAAAGAAGAUGAGGAAGAGAUGGACAAUGCUAAGGAAGUGUCUGAUGAAGAUAUGAGUGGAGAUGAUGAAGACCUGUUUGAAAAGCCGGACGAUUUGAAAGACACGGGUUUAAAUGACGUGUUUGGUGAUGAUAGUGAUGACGAAGAGGACAACUUUGAUGACUUUAUAGCCAAAGAAGGAGUGGAAUCUGAUGAUGAUGAUGAAGAUGAGGUGGAUAAAAAAAAGAAACAAGGAGGCGAAGCAAAUAUCGAGGACAGUGAAGCAAGACAAGAAAAGAAGAAGGAAGGCAAGAAAUUUGGCAAGACUGAAAUUGACACCACAUUCUUCAGUCUUCGGGAGAGUGAGUGGGUGGCGGACCAGGAUGCCAUCGGGGAGAACUACAGCGGUGACGAUGAGGACAUCGACCUUAUGGCAGACAUAUCAGACAGCAGUGAGGAGGAGGACGGCAUUAUGUAUGAUGCAUUCUUUGACCAAGCCCCAGAAGGCACUGGCACCAGCAGAGGGUUAGGAAAGAAGCUGUCUGAGAUGCUGGAAGAUGAGGAGGAGGUGGGUUAUGAAGAGAAGGCAGAUCAUGGAGCAGCAAAGGAUCUAUUGAAGGAUGACACCGGUGAUAAUGAAGAGAGUGGCACACAACUCCUUGGCGGCCCAAAAAAGGAGAGCAAGUCAACAUUUGAGAAGGAGAGGGAGAAAGAACUGGAGUUGAUGGAACAGUUGGAGGAUGAAAACCUGAAUGAGAAGCCUUGGUACCUGAAGGGAGAGGUGGGCAAUGCUGACAGGCCCCAGAACUCAACCUUGGAAGAGCACUUGGAAUAUGACAUCGCCGUCAGACAGAAGCCCAUCAUCACCGAGGACACCACCAGCCAUGUGGAGAAGAUCAUCAUGGGCAGAAUUCGCAUCAAGGCAUGGGAUGAUGUGGAGCGCAAGGUGCGUCCCACCGCCGACCCCUUCGAGUUCAAGAAGAAGCUCGUCCUUGAACAAGACAAGAGCAAGAAAAGCUUGGCAGAAAUCUAUGAGGAGGAAUACCUCAAGAAGCAGAAGGAGGAGGUUGAGGCAGAGGAGGAGGAACUAGAGGAGCAUAAAGAGAUCAAGGAGCGCAUGGACAAGCUGUUCGUGAAGUUGGAUGCCUUGUCAAACUACCACUACACACCCAGACAACCUGGAGCCGACGUCAAGAUUGUGAGUAACCUGCCAGCCAUCACUGUGGAGGAGACAACCCCUGCCACUGCCAGCGAUGCCACCCUGCUGGCGCCACAGGAGAUAUUAGAGCCAACACGAGGGGAGAUGGUGGGAGACACUGAGCGCACCACCACGGACCGCAAGCGUGACCGGCGAAUCAAGAAGCAUCACCAGAAGAAAAAGGCCAAGAUGCAAGAGAAGAAGCUGCAGGAAAAGGUGCGGCAGGCAGGAGCCAAGGGCGGCACUGGAAAGCUAGACCGCAGCUCAACCAUGAAGGUGAUAGAGAAGGCAGUCAAGAGUGGACAAGUGAAGCUGUUGGAGGGCAGCCAAGACAAGGCAGUGAAGUCUUCACAGACUUUCUUCAAGCAACUUCAAGACACUCGCUCAAAAAAGCAGAAGAAUGAAAACACGAAAAAGAGGAAAAAAGGUCAAUUCUCAGCCUCCAAACUCAUGAUGUAGGGACUUGCAAGACAGUCUUUGCUGAGUAAAUAAGAAUUUUGUACAAUAUAUAUUGUUUAUCAGUACCCAAUAAAGGCUUUGUUGUAAAAA
Portunus trituberculatus (swimming crab) is the source of this 2339-nucleotide messenger RNA. RefSeq names its product U3 small nucleolar ribonucleoprotein protein MPP10-like. Gene Ontology annotation, biological process: rRNA processing. Gene Ontology annotation, cellular component: Mpp10 complex; small-subunit processome; sno(s)RNA-containing ribonucleoprotein complex. The record is from RefSeq and is a predicted model, not a curated record. Lineage: Eukaryota; Metazoa; Arthropoda; Malacostraca; Decapoda; Portunidae. The coding region runs from base 183 to 2249 and encodes 688 amino acids. The transcript is spliced from 10 exons.